Molecule: messenger RNA, 5710 nt
Organism: Coturnix japonica (Japanese quail)
Lineage: Eukaryota; Metazoa; Chordata; Aves; Galliformes; Phasianidae
Gene: NCAPD3
Product: non-SMC condensin II complex subunit D3
Biological process (GO): mitotic chromosome condensation; meiotic chromosome condensation
Cellular component (GO): condensed chromosome, centromeric region; condensin complex
Molecular function (GO): histone binding
Source: RefSeq, a predicted model, not a curated record
GCGCUGUGAUUGGUUGCCGCGAGGAAGUGGCGCGUGAUUGGUCGGUUCGAAGCGCGGCGGCGCGAUGGCGGCGGGUGGUGAAGUGACGGGGAUCCUCACAGAGUGGAAGAUAAGGGAUGUACGGGAUGUGUGGGUGAGCACAGUCUGGGAUCUGGAUUUCAAUGAAACUGAGCCUUUGGAUCCUCACAUCGAAGAGGAGAUCACGGAGGAUGGGCUGGCAGCCUUCAAUUCCCUGUACCAGGCGCUGGCACCGUUUGCCACUGGGGAUGACAAGAGCAGAGGGAAUAUCUGGCGCUUGUUUGUCGAAAGCAACAUCUCUCGUAAUGCCCUCGUGGCUGUGUGGCACCACUUCGUCCAAAAAGGCCUGAAUAAAAGAGCCAAUGCACUACAGAGGGUUUAUGCUCUCCAUGCAGCUGGGUUGUACUUCUUACUGCUUGAAAUCCCAGGCAGUAUAGCUCAUCAGAUGUUCCACGAUGUGAUGUUUGACAAAUGUCUUCAAACCCUGACGAAAUGCUGGCCUCAGGGACAAAGUCUGAUGAGGAAGAGGAAGAAUAUGCACACUGAAAGCUCUCAGACCAAGCCAAGAAGAAACAGAAGAAAAGGAAUGGCAAACUGGAAUGACACCCCUAGUAUGGAAGAGGUACUUGAAGAUGAGGUGGAAGAGGAUCUUGAGAACUUUUACUUCUCAACAGAUGAUCUCCUUCAAGUUCGCAAAGCAAUCCUCCUUCUUUUAAAAAACUUCUUAAGGUUUCUACCUAAGUUCUCCCUCAAAGAAAAACCUCAGUGCUUCCAGAACUGCCUGCAGACUUUUGUUGAAAUGACAAACUUUGAGCCAGUGGAAGGCGAGUUUGAGAUUUCAGCAACAACGAACAUUACUCGUGCCAAGUAUAUCCCUGAGCUGGCCUACCACGGACUGUGGUUAUUGUGUUCACCUCUACAUGGCACAGAAAAUGAGAUUCUUCGCUGUGUCUUCCAUCGAAUCCUCAAUGUCAUUCUAAUGGUGCAGGGUGGCGCAGGUUCCAGACACACGGUCCUUGCAAUCACAUCAGCUGUGAUCAGUGCCAGGAAUCAGGCUGUAAAAUUCAUCAGUUCAGUGGUAGAGGAGCUGAAGGAAGUUGCCUUUCCUGUUCUUCGAAUAUUACUGCAGCAUAUCUGUACCAAGGUCCCAGAUAAAGCUGAUUAUCGCACAUAUGCUGCACAGGCCUUGGUGACUUUGCUGAAUAAACUCCCUUGUACGGAGCUUGCUGACUUCAUUGCUUGGCUUUAUAAAUACUCACUCCACACGAAAAUUUCCUACAGAGUGUUUGCACUCGAUGUAGCUUUAGCUUUGUUGGAUAUGCCUGAGAGAAACCUGGACUCCUCAGUGUCGCUGGAUCACCAGAAGUUUCUGAAGCACGAGUUCUUAGUGCAGGUCAUGGUGCUUGGCCGCUGCUCAGACAGAGCACCUGUAGUUCGUAGCAAAGCUCUAAGCAGUUUUGCCCACUGUCUGGAAAUGAAAGCUGCUGCUACUUUGGAUAGCAUACAGGACUUGUUACAGAGCUAUGACCGUGCAGCCUUGGAUGCAAACACAAACAGUGCCAGUUUGAUGCUCAGUGAAGAAGCUACGUCCAACCAUCCGCUGAAGACCUUACCAAGCUUCAAAACGAUUGAGCUGACAAACAGCAGCAGUGCUGCCAUGGUGAAUGGAAAAGAAAUCAUGGCCCUGCUGAGGCUGAGAGCUGGAGAUGAGAAAACCACUGUGAGGAAAUCUGCUCUCCAGGUUUUUACAAACAUCCUGAAGCACAAAGCAAUCCCUUGCACUGCAGAAGAUUUGUCCACUCUUCAGGACCGUUGCCGGGACCCCGCAGUCUCUGUGCGGAAACAGGCCUUGCAGUCUGUGACAGAACUCCUCGAGGUCCAGCACGAUGAUGUCCUGGUGCACAAGGCUUGGUUGACUGGAGUUGUGCCUGUUGUAAUGGACUCUGAAACUUCUGUUCAAGAAAAGGCCUUGGAAUGCCUUGAUCAGGUUUUGUUGCAGCACAUAAAGCAUUACAGUAAAUUCAGGAGGGAAGACAAGAAGCAGGUGCUGGCAUGGGAUCUCCUUACGCUGCUGACUUCGGAAAGCCAGGAGCUGAGCUGUUAUAUGAACAAAGCUUUUCAUAUUUGGUCCCGGCAGAAAAAAUUCUCUUCUACUUUCAUCAAUAACGUGAUGUCUCACGUGGAAACAGAGCAUGCUGUACCAGCUUGGAUGUUGCUUGCUAAGGUGGCAAGUUCUUCACCCAAGCUGGAUUAUUCCAAGGUCAUCGAAUCCUGGUACACUGUCAGCAGGCAACAGAACACGAGCAAUGAUUCUACAGGACAUAUACUGUCUGUUGUCAGUCAUGUUGCAAAGCACCUCCCUAAAAGCAGCUGUGAGAGACUGAUUGAUAACAUCAAGCACUGGCUGAAGGAGUUUCAGUGUCCCCUGGAGGUGAUUAGCCCAGCUGUGGAGUCACUGCAGAAGCUCUGCUGUGCGUAUGCAGGUGACCCAAAGGCACAGAAACUGCUCAACCAAGUGUUUGGAGACUUAAUAUCCACUUGUGAAAGUUAUAUUUCAAAUAUAGUUCUCAAAGAGGACGGAGCAGAGCAGUUGCAAGAAGAUCUCUUGGUGAGGCACCUCUUCCUCUUGGGUGAGGCUGCUCAGCUGUGUCCAGCCAAAGUGGAGAAACGCAUCUUUCUUUUGAUCCAGUCCAUUCUGGCUUCUGAUCAACUGUCUAAUCCUCCUGAUGAUGAGGAAAUACCGGCUUCUCAGCCACUGUCCCAGUUCAGAGGAUCAGCCAUGCCUCCUGUGAUCAGAGCUCAUGCAUUCAUCACUCUUGGUAAACUGUGUUUGCAGCAUGAGGAUCUGGCAAAGAAGUGCAUUGCAGCUCUAGCUCGAGAGCUGGAGGUGUCACACGACGUGGCUGUUCGCAAUAACGUCGUCAUUGUUAUGUGUGACCUUUGUAUCCGCUACACCACCAUGGUGGACAGAUACAUCCCCAACAUUUCCUUGUGCCUGAAGGACCCAUAUCCCUUCAUUCGGAAGCAGACAUUGAUUAUGAUUACCAACCUUCUGCAGGAGGAGUUUGUGAAAUGGAAGGACUGUCUCUUCUUCCGUUUCAUUAGUGUCUUGGUGGAUCCAAAUCCAGAUAUUGCCAGUUUUGCAGAGUUCUGCUUGGUGCAUCUCUUGCUGAAGAGGAAUCCAUUAAUGUUCUCCCAGCACUUCAUUGAGUGCAUCUUCCAUUUCAAUAGCUACGAGAAGCAUGAGAAGUACAACAGGUUCCCACAGAGCGAGAGGGCGAAGAAGCUCUUCUCUCUGAAAGGAAAAGAUAACGAAGAAAAAAGGAUGUAUAUCUACAAGUUCCUACUGGACCACUUUACAGACGAGCAGAGGUUCAGCAUUACAACAAAGAUCAGCCACAGUGUCCUGGCAUGCUUUGUAGAUGGGGUCCUUCCAUUGGACAUGGAAGCCAGUGAGCUGCUCUCAGAUACGUUUGCUAUCCUUAGUUGCAAAGAAAUCAAGCUGUCGACUAUGAGAUCAAAACCUGAAGACGACAUUCAGCCUGAUGAAGAUGAAAUGGCAAUGGCUAAUGCUGUCAUGCAGGCAGCACAAAAAAAGCUCAUCUCACAGGUUCAAAAGAAGAAUUUCAUAGAAAACAUCAUCCCAAUAAUCGCUGAGCUGAAAUCUUUGAUGGAGCGGAAGAAGAUCCCAGCUCUUAGGGACCUUAUGGUCUACUUACGGGAAAUGAUGCAAGACUACCGAAAUGAAAUCAAAGAAUUCUUUGCUGUGGACAAGCAGCUGGCAGCCGAAUUGGAGUAUGAUAUGAAGAAGUAUGAAGAGCAGCUGGAAAAGGAAAAGUCAGACCAUGAGCAAGUCUCGCCAUCGCAGGCAGAGCAGCCUCCAUCUUUGGAGAUGCCGUUACCUUCUGGUGCCCGGAGUGAUAAUGCCCAAUCCCCUGUUGCUGGGAGGCAAAUCUCAUCCCUUGGGUCACUUCCAUUCUCUUUGCCUUCUGAGUUUACUACACCUAGAACUGAUGUUCCGAAGCAGCCCUUAUAUGGUCACAGGCCGGCAUCCUUGAGCACACUUGCCAUCCUGAACUCUGCCUCGAGAGCAGUAAAGGCCAGAAGCAAGCAACGCAGCAAGAGUGCCGGGGGAAUUUUAUCAGCUCACUCGCUUCCACCAAGCACAGCUAACAGCAAGCAAGCUUCUUUUCAAAGCAUGAAUAAGCUGUCUACUGGAGCACACGUUCCUGUGGGGGGCCGUGCAAUCAGCACACCAGAACAGACCAUUAAUGACUUGACUUUUGGUGCUGGGGUCAGUUGCAUCAGCUUGACACACACACCUGGUUCCGCUCAAGAGAAUAAAGAGGCCGAGGAGCAGUCGGGAGAUAUUAUUUGUUUGACAUCACCAGACAAACUACCAUCCGUGCCACGAGAGUGGAAAGUAGAAUCUCCAGCAAGGAGAAAAAGCAAUCAGAAGGUCCCUCUGAGACGAUCCCAGCGGAGGACUCCUCUGAAAACAGAGAACUGAUCCUUACCAUGAACUUUUACGCAGAAUCUUCAUCAUGUUGGGGGAAAUCUGUCCUUUGAUCCGUAGUGACAAAUCACUGUGGACAAGUGUCCUUCCUUACCUGUUUUUCUUCACAUUUUACGUGUCUGGAGUAUGGAUACGCAAAGUGUGUGUUAACAUAUAUAUUAUAUUAUAAACUGCUGCUGCUGUUGGCAAAGCUCAGUGAAGUGAGGAAGUGCGAAAGCUCUAGUAUUAAGGGAGGCUUGCAAUUCAUUCACAGGAUGUAUAAUUUGUCCAUUUGGAAAAGUACGAGCAUAAUGUUGCUACGAGCUUAGCACUAAGCGCGUUUUAUCGCAGUGUGCAGGAAUGUGAGUGGCUCGGCUUAUUCACUCAGUCCCUCAUUGUCCCUCUUGGUGAUACACAUGAAUUACUUUAAUUUGAACAAAGGUAGAACAGCUUGUCACUGCCACACCCCUAGAUCUGGUAAUUGCAUGCUACAUCACCUCUUAUUUGUUGUGCAGACUCCUGCGUGUGUGAACAACCUUCACGUCCUUUUAUAUGGAAUAUUUCCAUUCUUGAACUGUGCAAUUUCCAGUUAUUAAGAUUUUAUGAAAAUAAAUGGUUAUAGAAUUAAUUCCACCCACAACUUCUCCCUUCUUCUUGAUCUAACAAAUUAUUGCCACAUCCUGCUUUAACUUGCUAAAAUCAAGGCUGGUAAGUCAUGUAUGUACGUACCUUUGUGCUCUGUCUAGAGGCCUUGUUUAUCACCAGUGUGCCUGGUGAAUGCUGGGUUCUGAACGCUCCUGCCUCCCUCUGAUGCCAUGUAAGCCUAAGUGAAGCUUUUCAGUUGUUAAUUUGUAUUACAGAGCUCUUGCCCUGGAUUUCACUGCAACUGGAAAAUGGGACCUUACCAAAGGCGCAGAUCACAGCACAAAUGGAGCCAAGGAGGCUUAGUGCCUCUGUGCCAAAGCCCUUCCAGAGUCACUCACCUUCUGCACUGGAAUCUCCUUGUCUGCUCUCACUUUCCUUAUUGAAAGAAUAGAGAAGCCUUCAAGUGAGGUUAAACUUUGUUCUCAAAGUCAAAGUGAAAACCUGAGAGCAGGAGAUGCGUGGAAUGGCUUUGGCUCAAGCAACGGUUAAUUAUGGCUGCGUCCAUUUAUUUUGUUGUUCUCCUCCAUUAAAGUAUUACUUAACUGCUUUGCA